This is a messenger RNA of Rhodotorula graminis WP1, 2534 nucleotides long. RefSeq lists its product as uncharacterized. The transcript is spliced from 12 exons. Gene Ontology annotation, biological process: long-chain fatty acid import into peroxisome; peroxisome organization; very long-chain fatty acid catabolic process. Lineage: Eukaryota; Fungi; Basidiomycota; Microbotryomycetes; Sporidiobolales; Sporidiobolaceae. Gene Ontology annotation, cellular component: peroxisomal membrane. Gene Ontology annotation, molecular function: ATP hydrolysis activity; long-chain fatty acid transmembrane transporter activity; ABC-type transporter activity. The record is from RefSeq and is a predicted model, not a curated record. The coding region runs from base 1 to 2367 and encodes 788 amino acids.
AUGGCGCCCGCCCAGUCCAAUCUCGCACGGUCCACAGCCCUCCUCACGAGCAUGCAGACCAAAGGCGGCGCCGCCAUCGUCGGCACCCUCUUCGCCCUCCUGUACCUCCGCCGCAAGCUCGCCCAGGCCGCCCAGGACGCUCAAGACAAGCGAGGAGCCCGAGAGCUGCUCGUGCCGACCCGUGGGCGCGUGUCCAAGGUCGUCAUCCGCCCGACCAAGGCCAGCACGUUUGCCCGCCACCGCCCUCUCUUCCGCAAGCCGCCGCCGACACCCGCAUCCUCGUCCGCCUCAUCGAGCAAGCCGGCACCAGCACCUGCCGCCGCCGGCGCGUCGGCGCAGCGCGUCGGCGUCAACCGCGAGUUCUUCCGCCAGCUCGGCGCCAUUUUGCGCAUCAUCAUCCCGCACGCGACGAGCAAGGAGGUGUGGCUCCUCGGCGCGCACACGACCUUCCUCCUCCUGCGCACCUACCUGAGCCUCCUCGUCGCCCAACUCGACGGCAAGCUCGUCGGCGACCUCGUGUCGGCCAACGGGCGCGGCUUCCUCGAAGGCCUCGCGUACUGGUUCCUCCUCGCCAUCCCGUCCGUCUACACCAACGCCAUGAUCCGCCUCCUCCAGUCCAAGCUCGCCAUCUCGUUCCGCACGCGCCUCACGCGCUACGUCCACGACCUGUACCUCGACCGCACCAACACGUUCUACAAGGUCGUCAACCUCGACUCGCGCAUCGGCUCGAGCGGCGCCGACCAGUUUGUCACGACCGACGUCAACCGGUUCUGCGAGACGUUGAGCGCGCUGUACUCGAACGUGAGCAAGCCGUCGCUCGACUUGAUCCUGUUCAACAUCCAGCUCGGGCGCUCGAUCGGCGGCCGGGGCUCGGCCCUCCUCCUCGCGUCGUACGCCGCCACCGUGUGGAUCCUCCGCAAGGUGACGCCCGCGUUCGGCAAGCUCGCCGCCAUCGAGGCCAAGCUCGAGGGCGACUUUCGCGCGGCCCACUCGCGGCUCAUCAUCAACUCGGAGGAGAUCGCGUUCUACGAUGGCGCGCCGAUCGAGAAGGACAUUCUCACGAGGGCCUACUUGCGCCUCAUCAAGCACAUCAACUCGAUCUUCAAGAUCCGCAUUCUCUACGGCAUGACCGAGGACUUUGUCAUCAAAUACCUGUGGUCGGCGAGUGGUUACUGCCUGAUCUCGAUCCCGGUCUUCUUCCCCAAGGCCAAGAAGCUCGCGCAGGCCGUCACGGCGGGCUCGGACACGUCGACCAAGGUCGACACGGCUUCGUCGGUCGCGCUCGAGGCGGCGAGCCGAGGCGACGGUCUCUCGGUGUCGCAGCGCACGCAGAACUACAUCUCGAACCGCCGCCUCCUCCUGUCGCUCGCCGACGCCGGCGGCCGCCUCAUGCUGUCGUGGAAGGACCUGUCCGAGCUCGCCGGCUCGACCUCGCGCGUCUACACGCUCCUGUCGACGCUGCACGACCUGUCGGGCUCGACCUACGCCGCCCUCCCUCGACCGGCCGACCUCGCGCCCGACCAGCCCUUCUACGACCUCGGCUCGCUCAACGGCCUCCUCGUCGACGACGCACCCGCCGCAGAAGGCGUCUCGUUCGACAAGGUGCCGAUCGUCGCACCGGCCCCGGGCGUUGCGCACGGCGGCGAAGAGCUCGUCAAGCGCCUGUCGCUCCGAGUCCGGCCGGGCGAGCACCUCCUCAUCACGGGCGGCAACGGCUCGGGCAAGACGGCCAUCGCGAGGGUGCUGGCAGGUCUUUGGCCCGUCUUCGAGGGCGUCGUCGCACGGCCUGCCGACGAGGACAUCAUGUUCCUCCCGCAGCGACCGUACCUGUCGAACGGCAGCUUGCGCGACCAGAUCAUCUACCCGCACUCGUACCCGGAUUUCGCCAAGUCGGGCAAGACGGACGCCGACCUGAUGGAGAUCCUGCGCAAGGUCCACCUGUCGUACCUGCCCGCUCGCGAGGGAGGUUACGACGUGCGCAAAGAGUGGAAGGACAUCCUCUCGGGCGGCGAGAAGCAGCGGAUGGGCAUGGCUCGCCUCUUCUACCACCUGCCCAAGUACGGCGUGCUCGACGAGUGCACGUCGGCCGUCUCGACCGACGUCGAGGGCUCGAUGUACCAGCACGCCAAGGACGUCGGCAUCACCCUCAUCACGAUCUCGCACCGCCCGAGCCUGUUCCAGCACCACCUGUACCUGCUGCGCCUCACGGGCGACCACGGCCAGUGGGAGUUCACCAAGAUCGGCGAGGCCGACCAGGACCUGUCGUUCCAGAAGGAGAUCGAGUCGCUCAAGAGCAAGCUCGCCGAGGUCGAGUCGUGGAAGGCCCGCCUCACCGACAUCGACGAUGAGCUGCACUUCAAGGCCUGAGCGACCUUUCUUCGCUGUCGCCGUCGAUGUUUUGCCGGCGGUACUCGUUCAGGAUCGAGCCCUCGCCGGCUCGUCGUCGCCAGCCUCUCGUCCUCUUUCCACUCCCUUUGUCCAGCCUCUCUUGUACAGCUCGCGUCCUGCAUUGUCGUUGCGUCCCUCCCUCUCUC